AGGUGGAGGGACGGAAUGGCGACUCAGUGCCGUAGUUCAAAAUGCACGGCGGAAAGAAGAGGCUUCCGCCGCGAACUCGACUCCUGGCGCUACAAGCUCAUUCACUGCGUCGGGUUUGAGAGUAUACUGGAAGGCAUCUAUGGACCAAGACUGCUACAAGAUCUCAAUAUAUUUGAUGACUGUGAACCAGAAGACAUUGCCGAUUGGUCCACCGAUGCACGCUGCUCCUUUUGUAACCUGCAUCUAGAAAAGAUAAGUGACCACUUGCCCAUCGUGGCCUCGCCAGGGUCGUCCCCUCCUGCAGAAACCCCCCCACCUCAGGGCCUGUCCACCUCAGACAAACUCCAGUGCCAAGCAGACCGAUUUCUUCAUGCGGUUUUUUGCAAAAAAGAGUUCCCUGAGAGUUGCGAUCCCAGUAUACCAUUGGCAGCACAGGAGUUGAUGCGCAAGAUGAUUCGCCAGUUUGCCAUCGAGUUUGCCAGCAAAAGUCAGGCAUUUCUGGGCCGUGACAGCCUGCGUGCCGGUUCUGCAGAACUCCCUAAACUUGCGGACCCUGACGGGCCGCUGGACCUCAGAGUGAGCCGCACUGCCGACUGCUCUCCACAAGCAGAAGGUGUCCUGGACCUAUCAAAGAAAAACGUGCCAUCACUGAAGGUGCUUAAUGUGCACAAUCAUCAGAAGGGUUCAGGCUCUUUGAGGCCCAUGGAUGAAGACCAGUGCAGACAGGGAGGAGACAAUGAGGCAUCAGAGGACUGUCGAGGUACAGUGUUGGAGAGGGUCUUGUCCUCACUGUGCUCCUACCACAGAAUCCUGUUCUACCACAUGCUACAGGACAUACGGGAGGAUCACAGAGAGUCUUUGGCACUGAGGGAUGCUCACAGGCGGCUGUCUAAAACCGAACCUCACUGUUGUCAUACAGGAAGGAAACCACCCGACGAAACAUCGAUGUGCCCAGCUGGCAGUACUUGUGCUGCCUGUUUGACCACAUGUAGACUUAGAACAUGUGCAGUUACCUCUGUUUGUGUCUGUAUGAAGACCCUCACUGGCCUGGCCUGCCAGAAUGUAGCUCUAGGAUGUGUUGGUAAAGUCAUCUGUCCGAGCUGCACUGUUUGCUUUGCUCAUCAUAAAAUCCUUGCAUGCCAACACCAGCACAAUGGAGAUGACGCGGACAAUACACAUGCAGGCAAAAAACGAAGUGUCAUCCAACCCCCUGGUCAUCUUUCUCAAGAUGCUUGUGCAGGUUGCCGCAGUCCCUCCCCACCACCACUCUCACCAGUUCCAAUUGAUGCCGACUUUAAAAUGAGUGAGAAGAACAUGGGCUGCUGUGGUCAAGAGCGAAGCACACCGCCUCCCCCGCUCCUACCUCACAGAACAGAGACUGAAGUUCAGCACUCCCGCACUGUUCCUGGCGGGGCAACUUGUCCUCCCGUAGUUAAAGAGGGUCUGACGUCUGAGGCGUAUGCCAAGACGGAAAAAGAAAAUGGAGAUCAGUGUGGAUCUCUUAUGGGGGAGUUCAUGGAUAAAUUUACUGAAAAGCUAAAGGUUAUCCAACCGACCCCAAGCUCACAAGUAGUUCAAAACUCAAAAGUAUGCGAUGAUGCACACUUGACAGAGAUUAUAACCACUGUACUACACAACAGCAGUAACAAAGAGUACAACUUGACGGAGCUGUUGGAACAGCACGUGACCACGGAGCAACGGUCCCCUCAGACACGUUCUCGCAGGAGACAGGAGGUCUUGGUAACUGUGAGCAAGUCUAAUGUCCCAGCCUCAUGUAGGGAGCUUACAUGGCUUGACCAUCCUGUCUGCAGAAGCAAGCUAGUGCAUGAAAGAAGCAAUUAUCCAAAGAAUAUUAAAUCUGAUCUUCCUUCCACGUCGUCUGUUGUAGAGCAGUCCAGUGUCCCAGAACAAACAUCCAAGAUGGCGGAAAUGGUGCCAACACAAGACCUCUCAGUCUCUCAGAACUCCAGUUCUGACAGUUCACGACCUAUUUCUAACGUAAAUUGCGAAAGCCCAAGUCAAGAGGAGGAAGAAAAACCACUACAAACUGCUAAUCAACGAGAACUUUUACCUCUCAGUAAAACAGACUGUGUUUGUCAUGAAAAGACAAUAGCAGAGGCCUUCCAAGGUAAAAUUAAAGCAUUAAAAAAAAAGGGCAAAGUUGGAAGAUCCAGGCGAAAUAUUGUCCCCCCACAACGUUUCUCAUCCUAUGUUACAGAACCCAGGAAGAUGUACUAUGCUGCCUGCUUUUCUGAGAGCAUAUUCAACAGACGCACUCCCAAGGUUAAGGCUACAAGCAAAUAUGGCUCCCCCGAAGGGGAGUAUCAUACAUACACUGAAACUGGUACUGAACAUCCAGUCAAAACUGAAGGUCAAGAUCAUAUACUGCAUCCACAGAGACAAGAAAAGAAUACAUUUACUGUUUCACUAGAGAAAAUGGGCGAAGAUCAAAUUGGUGGAAACUCCUGUCUUAAACGGAGUCCGAGAACCAUGAAAAAAAGUAAUGAGAAUUCCACAUCCCCAUCAAAAAGGUUGAAAUGUGGACUGGAAUCUCAAAGUGCUGAGUUAACCCUCUGCCAGUCUGUUGAUACUGAUGACUGUAAAGACACUAGGAAAUCAAGCAUCAAGUACAGUAGUCCUAUCAAGUUGAUGCUGGUGUCUCCUGUGAAGGGUGAGGAUGGGAUUAAAUACACACUCAAAGCUGCAGAUUCUUCCUCGUAUUCUCACGGAGAAAUGUUUGAUCCUUGUGUAGAAGCUUCGUGGGCAGGUAAUGCAGUAAAAGACCUGAAUGAAUAUUUACGAACAGAUUCGGUGGAGAGUGCUGAAUUUGAGAGUAUCAGCAGCAAGUUGCCAAAAGAAACUGAAUCCUGUGAUGAAGCAGAUUUGGAUAACCAUGCAAAUGGCAGUGGCGAGACCUUUCCGGCAACGCGUGAAACAACCCCCGUUAAGAGACGUCCUGGACGCCCUAAAAAAUUAGGGCCACAAAUUGAAAAAGCAGUGAAGCGUCCUAUUGGCAGGCCCCCUAAACCCAAAGCUGGAGAAAUAAGUAGCUUAAAUGGUAAAAAUGUUGUGAAUCAGAGAGCCAAUGACAUAUCUAGUGAAGAAGAUGGUAACAAAAAUCUGAAAAUCACAAUUAUGUAUGGGAGAUCAAGAAAAGCAAGGAGAGUUGUAUCUGAGGACUUUGGACAUCUUUCCACAGAGCAGCAUUUGUAUGAAGGGGACACCAACAGUACAAAUAAGACAUAUUCUCGAUGGAUGAAUACCAGUGGAAAUUCUGUACUUGCAGCCAAAGAUCAGUUAGAGGAUCUAAAUUUUGUGACACCUUGCCUUGAAGAUAAAGGGAUUAUCCGUUCAAGCAGUAACAUCAAAUGUCAAAAGCAGAAUGAUAUGGCAGUGACUAGGAAACCAGGCCGACCACCUAAGGUCAAGAUUUCCGGAAUUUCUGUCACUGUUACCACAGUAUCGCCAAGGCAACGUAAAAUCCACAUGAGAAGAGACAUGAAAGAGUCACCUCUGCAGCGAAGGUUUCUUGCAAUGGAAUGUGAAUCAUCCAAAGAGCAGAAGACAAUCAACCAACAACCAGAUGAUAUUCUGAGAUCUGAGAUGGAUACCAUGAAACAAGACACUGAACAGUCCCAGGUUUCAUUGGCCCCUGUUAGACAUUCUGUAAGGGAGCGAAAACCUUCCAUUCAUCUACUGCACUCAGUUGCUACCGCCAGAUCCUUUAGUCGUAGCAAUGCACUGGUUCAAAGAUCACACAAGCUGCUUAUGAACAGUGCUAACAUUAAGACCAGGUACCUGAUGCAGUGUGGACCUAAGGUAGCCAGUAACAAUGCACUUUCCAAUAAGAGAAGCACCCUUAGCUGCAUGCAAGAUGUUGUCCGUUUUUCGGGAAUUUCGGUGGACUCUAUUUUUGCAUCAAAUGAAAGCCUGAAGUGGUGGCCCAUCUCUGCAUCGCCUGAGACCUUAAAUGAGGAGUUAUCUAGGAGGAUAAAGUUGAUGUCUGAUACAUGGGUGUCUGAUGCCUUGGAGGCAAACACAUCAGAAGACACUAAAAUGAACCAGAUGUCAAAACCCUGUGAAAAAAUCACUAGUUCUGCAGAGAGUUCGUCAUCUGCAGUCAAAAUGCUUUUUGAGAAAAACUACAGUAUGGAGAAGUUGUGCUCCUGGUUUAUGCAGACCACAGAGACUCAGUCCCUUGCUAUUGUGAAGAAAGUCAGUGCAAGAAAUCGAUAUGAGGCCUUUCAUUAUAACCCUAUCAGACCCACUUGCAGUGUGAACGUUUGCCGUAGUCCACAAGCUGAACGGCUCAGGAAACACGUGAAGAAAUUUGCAAAAGUUGUCCCAAAGAGUCCAGCGAUGUAUCAGCGAGCAGAGAUGUACAACACAAGGAGGUCUUUGGCCAAAACCUACCCAUUUACCCCAUCAAAGGCUGUCUUAAUACCUGGUGAGAAGCAGAAAACCUCCAGGUCUUGUGGAACAUGGCAUGUCUACCAAACAGCUUUGCUCAGAGCAAGAAUGAAGUUCAAAACCAGGGCAAAGAAAAUUUUGACAAACAAGGUAGAAGACAAAGUCCAUAGGAACCAGAUAGGGUCUAGCAUUCAGAAAACAAGUGUAUUGAAGGAACUUCUUACCUCGUUAAAUGAAAAGCAAGAUGCAUCAAAGUUCACAGAAAGCAAAUCUAUUGAGGUCAAAGCGUCCGAGAAAACUAUGGAUAUUGCUGCCAUUUCCAGGGAGCAGAGAAUAAGCUCUAAAGCCUGGAGUCCAGAAACACUGAAAGAGUGCAGGGUGUUUCUGAAAAAGAUAAACUCUCCAAACACAAAAUUAAUGACUGAAGAAUGUAACAUUUGCACAGUGAAAUUCAAUAUAUCGCCUGCUGGGUGUGAAAUCGCUAUGGAACAAGAGGAGAAAAAGAGCGACGAAGUGGUUAAGUUUGAGAAGACAUGUAGUUCUUCACGAAAGCCACCUUCUUCCGCAAUGAACCAGUCCACGGUGAACAAGCUGGGCAGGAAGCGUGGAAGCUGCCGUGGGGAGUCACCCCCAGCAAAACUGGCAAGACAAUCGAGGAGCAGCAGAGGCGUUCUGGGAGCAAGGUGGUGUGACUUUGUACUUGGACCAUCCAAAUAGUCGGAAUCUGUUCAUUCUCAGCAGGACAUUAUGUAGUACUGAGAUAUUUGGUGCCUUUAAUGAUGGUCUGGCUGAAUAACAAGAGCAUUAGGAUCUGCACGCAACCUCAGCAAGCAUCAUGUAGCAAAAAACUUGAAAGAGAACUUGCACUAUUUAAACUCAUUUUCAUUUUGUCUGAAAGCAUACCCAUUGUUUUCACAUUUUUAAAGCUCCUCUCUUUAUUCUGAAUUUGCCAGCCUAAUACUGAAGUACAUAAGUAUUGUCUUUUGUUAACCGAUACACUGUAGCUACAUUCGAAAUCAAAUAUCAAAUAAUUACCAUGGAAACAAUGUUUAAAUUAUGUUCCACCCCAUCCCCACCUUUUCUCCCUAAUGUUUGUGAAAUGUUCUUUGGUUCUGAAUGCUCUUCCUGUAGGUAACUGCUGGAGAACCAUCCAAUUCUCAGAUUACUAAUUUAUGAACCUACAAUGCUACAAUCUCUUAAUUCAGAGAUUUCAUUUAUCCUAAUUUUAUCCUAAUGCAAUAUUCCUUGCAGAUCUAUAGAUUUUGAAGAGCUAUAGAUGCAAAACAUGCUGGUUACCCAUCAAUAUGUUCUCAAAGGAUUAUAGUGAAACAGUGGCUGGCCUUGUCAUCCUGUGUAGCAGAAACAUACCUCCUGUUCUCGUUUUCCUGUUCUUGUUCUCUUGUAUUGUUUGUGAAAUUCUCAUUCAGUUUAUGAUCAGACUGUUACAUGGAAAUUCCUCUCGAAAGCAUUAACCCAAGUUUCUGUUGUUGCACUACAAAACUUAAAUGUUACCUUUUAUAAUUAUUUUAAAGUUGUAGGCUGCCACCGUUGUAAUGUACAUAUAUAAGUAUCUCUUUGGUGCAAUGUUUUACCUUAUUAAGCAGGUGGUAAGAUUUUAUUUUUUAACAUUUUAUUAAAAGCUUUUAGGUCAUUACCAAACCAACUUUUCCUCUUCCCUUCAUGAAAUAAAGAAGCUUUAUGUUUAGAUACAAAUCCUUGGCCGUGCUAUCUGCAAUGCAGUACGUGUUUCCUGCACUCCACUAGAAAUGCAUGAUGGCCUCACUUCAGAUUGGUAUCAGAAUCCUCUAGGAACCAGAGUUCUAUCUUAUCCAGGGCCCCAGCUGAUUUUUUUUUUUUUAAUCAGAUUUAUUAACCCCAUGUGCAUAAAUCUAGUCCCACUCUGAAAGGAUAUCAUGCAAUUCCUGUGCCCUGAUGGCUACAGUUUCAACUGCUGUUGUUGCGUUACUGGUUGUAGCAUCCCAUUAUUCUUGCAACGUCAAAAUUUAGUACAGCGCCCCAUCCCCACUCUCAUACCUGCUUUACGCAGGCUUGCGCUGGAAAAAAUUAGGUCUUUUACAAUCUGGAUCAUCUCUUAAUACAGUAAGUUAUACCAUAAUUCUGGGGUGUUUGGACAUGGCUGGAACUAAAACCCUGUCCAAAUGUUGUUUGGUGCUGUCCUGUACAUAGAAUUUUUUUUCCUUUUUUUUAAUUUCGGUUAUGUAUGUUUUUUGUCCAUAGAACAAUAAAGGA
Messenger RNA from Electrophorus electricus (electric eel), 6660 nucleotides. RefSeq names its product ligand dependent nuclear receptor corepressor-like (gene lcorl). Lineage: Eukaryota; Metazoa; Chordata; Actinopteri; Gymnotiformes; Gymnotidae. Gene Ontology annotation, molecular function: DNA binding. Gene Ontology annotation, cellular component: nucleus. Gene Ontology annotation, biological process: regulation of transcription by RNA polymerase II. The record is from RefSeq and is a predicted model, not a curated record.